AUGGGAUCCAUGGUCUGGCAGCUAGUCUGCUUUCUGCUCGAGCUCCUGAGCUACUGGAUUGCGGCUUCCGAGCGCCUACUGCCCCUACACCUCUUCGCCAUAUUGGCUAGAAUCUUCGUACUGUUUCGUCUGUUCUCGUUGCUGGAAUGGCCCAAGAAGCUCCAGCUACUCCGCUUUCUCUUCCGGCGCUUGGGCAUAUACGUCUACAAAACAGCCAAGCCCAUUAUUCUCUCUCUCCUCUUGCUGCUACUGGAAUCGCCGGAGAGUCUUCAACAUUGUUUGAUCGGAGCGAACCGAACACUGCAUCGGCCUCUGCCCUCUACCUCGCGUCUUCUGCUACUCUCGCCUGAACUACGGCAACGAAUAUGGACAAUGCUUCUCGAAGACUUUGAUUGUGUUCAUGUCAGAGAGGUAGCACCCAGAAUCUACACCAGCUAUGUCGAGCGGCUGCGUCUCUAUAUGGACAUCAACCCCGAAUACUCGACCAUGUGGUUCUCGACAGAACCUUUUCCUCGUAGCUUGCAACUGCAGAUCGCUUUCAUUCAAAGCUGCCGUCAAAUCGAAAACGAAGCGGGCUACGACCUUUUCAGCAACACAACCUUCUAUUUCACGGAGGCCAAAGCGCUUGUGUCGUGGAUAAGAAGCCUCACUCCUGCCCAUAAAUGUGACGUUCGCAAUAUGAAGAUCAAGAUGCCAAACGACUUCUUCAACCAAUCGGGCAUCACAGACAGCAGUCUCACCCGAGAUGCUGUUCAGGUGCGUUUCGCUAUGGAGAAGCUAAGCGGUCUACGAUCGUUGAAUAUCUGGUUCUGGACUGAUCACUGGAUUCAUACUACAAAGCAUGAAGCCCGGCGCGUCUAUGAGCUGGUUAGAAACGUCAAAGUCUCCGAGGUCCUGAUUGUUCAAUUGGUGGAAGAGACGCAUGUCAGGUCUCGAGAGGCCAACUGGAUGGAGGUGGGAUGGCCUGCGGAUAGCCAGGAGGAGUUUGCGUACGCUGUUUGGGCAAGGAUUUAUGAUCCGGGAAGUGAGCUGCAACUGCUGGUGCCGGUUGAACAGGGAAGCCGAGCCAAGUUUGUGCUCAAAGUCAAGGAGUACGAGUAUUGA
Messenger RNA from Letharia columbiana, 1104 nucleotides. RefSeq lists its product as uncharacterized. Bases 1 to 1104 code for a protein of 367 amino acids. The transcript has a single exon. The record is from RefSeq and is a predicted model, not a curated record. Lineage: Eukaryota; Fungi; Ascomycota; Lecanoromycetes; Lecanorales; Parmeliaceae.